Messenger RNA from Varroa destructor (honeybee mite), 2797 nucleotides. Its product is annotated as endothelin-converting enzyme 2-like. Gene Ontology annotation, biological process: protein processing. Gene Ontology annotation, molecular function: metalloendopeptidase activity. The record is from RefSeq and is a predicted model, not a curated record. Lineage: Eukaryota; Metazoa; Arthropoda; Arachnida; Mesostigmata; Varroidae. Gene Ontology annotation, cellular component: plasma membrane.
UCAAAAUGAGUAAACAACGAGGUCGUGGACGCCGCUACAGUCGUCUCGUCCACGAACAGAAACGAACCCUCGAGCAAUUAGGCCCAAGACACAGCAUAUUAAAUUCUACUUGCUGUUGGUUCUGUAUAUUCCUUAUAGGGGCGCUGAUUCUCGGAAUAAUCUAUCAUGUAACGAAUAUAAAGUACUUUAAAACGAAAGAAAAGACUGCUAAGCUUGGAGUGAGCUUAUCUGCGUUACGUCAACCCACUCAGGAAAACCGUUCACAUUCAGUUUGUGACACCCAGGUUUGUCACCACAUUGCCGUAGCUUUAAAUCAGACACUCAACAGGGAUGUCAAUCCAUGUGAAGAUUUCUACGGGUUUGUUUGCGACGGCUGGAGAAAACGUCACCCGCCUGACGAGAACAACAUUAAGAUCAGCCCAUUUUCUAUGCUGGCAUCCAAAAUUGCCACUGUAAUGAAACGAGCAUUUUACGGUUCAGGCGAAAAUUGGAGCAAGCAAAAUCUCCAACAAAUUCUGACAAGUAGUAACUCAAAUUCGUCGCUCGGGCCUUCGGCUCAGGUUGCUGUGUUUCAUCAUGUUUGUCAGUCAAGCAUGAAGGAUAGCGAAGAAAUAAAGUCAAGAAGGUAUCUUCGUCGAUUGCUUGGUCAAGUAGGCCUUACAACGCUGCUUAGCACGGACGAGGUGAGCAAGUACGACGACGAGUUCCUUCCCACUUCGGCAAUAGAAACUAUGGUUGCCUUAUCUUUAACAUGGGGCAUUCCUUCCUUGUUAAUGGUUUAUCCGAUGGCUGAUCCAACAGCUACCUAUCAAAAUAUCCUUGUGAUCAGCUGUUCUGAUCGGCAGGAUAAGAACAGCUUGCGACAAGCAAAACCUUUUAUUGCUGAAACUUUUGAUAGUCAUUCUGAGCCAAUUGCCCGAGCUAUUCCUGAUUUCACUGCAAAACUGCUGCAAAAUUCGCGUCGGGAAGUGAGUAAGAUGGCUCGACUGGUCAAAAUAGUUGGGGAAAUGCUAAGCAUUGUGAUUGAAGACGGACGUCCACGUGAAGAGAUUAAUGCAAUCGCCGAAGAAAUCGUGAUGGCGUCUCUUAUCCUAGACGAUGCACGGAAUGAAACCAAUUCGCUACUUGAAAAACUUUCAAACACACCGAAACGGGUUAAAUUUAGGGAUAUUCAUUAUAUGACUGGAAAUGAUCCUGUCAACCUACUAGCUACAAUUAACAAAUAUGUUUCCGAACAUAAUCACCUAACGCUCACCGAUUACGAUGAUGUGAUCGUUGAUUCGCCGCGAUCUUUAGCACUACUUUUUACACUCCUGAGAAAUAAGAAAACAGAGAGCAUUAUCAAAAAUUACAUUGCGUACUCAGUUAUUGGCAUUUUGGCGCCAUUUGUCGGCCGUGAUGCUCGGCGACGCAGUACCGCAUUGGCCGAGGUUCUGGGAAGCACAGCGCCAAGGUACUACAUUGAUCGAUGGUGUGACAUGCAAGCACAGGAGUUCCUCCCUCUUUCCUACGGUUCCGUUUUCGUACGAGAAAUGGUCGACAUUGACAUUAAAGCACAUGCGCAACUGGUUGUAGACUACGUAAAAGUCGCGUUUGUUGAGGCGAUGCGCGAGAAUGCCUGGAUGGACCGAUCAACGCAACUUCGAGCCAUGGCGAAAUUAAGUGCAAUGACAGCGCACGUUGGUUUCCCCGACUGGUUUGAGGAUAAAAUGGAACAGUUUGUCGAGGCGCCUGACCUAAGGCCCGGAAAUUUAUUUAUUGAGGCGGUCCUUGACAUUAAACAACACAAGGUUACGAUAGCGUUGCGUGACUUUCGUAAGCUUAAUGUGCGGGACGUCAACUCGUGGAACUUUAGCCCAGCUUCAUUGAACGCUUUUUAUGAACAUGCUCGCAACUCAAUUACAAUUCCUGCGGCCGUUCUGUUGUUUCCAUUUUUUACUAAAGGAGCGCCUGCCGCAUUUAAUUAUGGAUCACUGGGAUCAAUCGUUGGACACGAGAUUAGCCAUGGAUUUGAUACAAUCGGAAGUAAUUUUGACGAACAAGGCAACUUCAUUGGAUGGUGGAGUGGACGAACGAAGAAGAAAUUUGAUGAACGUAAUUUCUGCUUCGUUAAGCAAUAUGAAGAACUGCAGAAUGAGAUUCUAGGGGGUGUACACGAAAGCGGGAUCCAAAAGCAACAAUCCGUAAAUUCCAAACAAUCCAGGGGACAACGGACGUUGCCUGAAAACCUUGCGGAUAAUGCCGGACUUCGACAGGCGUUCCGUGCUUAUAAAUACUAUACACGGGAUCAACCCGUCGAUGUUGUGCUUCCCGGGCUUGAGUUUACAUCCGAUCAACUCUUCUUUAUAGGAAAUGCAUACAAAUGGUGUGCAAACAUUGAAGCACGCACUGGAGAACUAAUGUCAUUGAAAGAUGCACACGCAACGGAACGUCUGCGCUGUAAUGCCGCCACUAUGAACAUUGCGACAUUUCAGGAGACUUUUUCUUGUCCUGCAGGCUCAACUAUGGCUCCUGAUAAAAGAUGCGUCACUUGGUAGUACGUUAGACGGAAUACAAGUGUAGCAUGUGUAUGCAGGCGCCGAUACGAUUCCAGAUACGAAUAGUGCCCAUAAAGACAACCGCGUAUCGAGGGCCUUUAUUCGAGACACUAACGGGAAUAUACUAUGUAAGCUCAUUCUUGAUCCGGCUCAGUCAGAUUUCUCCAAGGUUUGUUAUUAAUUGCCUCGAAUCAUAUUAGCAGCGGACUUUCCAUGUCAUCAUCAGGAUAUAGCUCAAGAAUUAACGUCCCGCAUUAUUA